Messenger RNA from Phodopus roborovskii (desert hamster), 1097 nucleotides. It is a transcript of the gene Tceal5, whose product is annotated as transcription elongation factor A like 5. The record is from RefSeq and is a predicted model, not a curated record. Bases 262 to 861 code for a protein of 199 amino acids. NCBI's taxonomy places the organism in Eukaryota, Metazoa, Chordata, Mammalia, Rodentia, Cricetidae. The transcript has 3 exons.
GACCGGAGCCCACUGGUGACGUUUUGUCACGUGAUCAGGAGCAGACGUAUGCAGAAGUCCCUCUCUUCCAGGUACCAGCAGCUACCAGCUCCUUAUCUCUGUGGAGGAAGGCAGACUUGAAACUGAGCUACAGAAGGGGGGCGGGCAACUGCCCUAUAGCCCGGCAGGUCUUCAGGUCUGUGGUUGUGGGCACCAGUCCAGCCAAGAAAAGGAAAGCCCUGCAGUAUCAGUGCAGGACAAGCAGCAAAGGAAAGUCGCAACAUGGAGAAGUUCUACAAAGAAAAUGAAGGAAAGCCAGAAAACAAGGGAAGGGCAGAAGAUGAAGGAAGUACAGAAGCGGGAGGAAAUGCAGAUGAAGACAAGUCAGAUGCAGAGGGGAAGCCAGCACGCCAGGGGAAGCUAGAAGAGGGGGGAGGGCCAGGUGAGCAGGGACAACAGAAAAGUGAGGGGAAGUCAGAAAAGCAGGGAAAGUCUGAAGGGGAGGGCAAGCGCCAGGGGGAGGGCAAGCAGGAUUCCCAGGCAAAGCCAGCCAGCGAGGCGCGCGCAGCAGAAAAGCGCCCUGCUGAAGAUUAUGUGCCCCGGAAAGCAAAACGAAAAACAGACAGGGGGACAGAUGAUUCUCCCAAGGACUCCCAGGAGGACUUACAGGACAGGCAUGUAAGCAGUGAGGAGAUGAUGAGGGAGUGUGCAGAUGUGACAAGGGCUCAGGAAGAGCUGAGGAAGAGGCAGAAGAUGGGAGGUUUUCACUGGAUGCCAAGAGAUGCACAGGAUGCGCUAGUCCCCCGGGGCCAACGGGGAGUCAGGGGUGUGAGGGGCGGAGGCAGGGGCCAGAAGGACUUGGAAGAUGCUCCUUUUGUUUAAUGUCUUUGACUUUCCUUCUGAUUUCUUUGAUGGGAAAUAUUGCCAGCCCUGCUUUCCCUGGCAGGUAUCUGCCAGGCUCUGUGCUUUAACCUUGUGCUGAUAUUUUCCCUUAGGUGUGUCUCUUGUUACCAGCAGAAAGUACUAUGUCUUUUAGUAAAGGACUUUCACCCAUGUGCAUGGAAGAAAUGUUCAUGGUAUACUGGAAAAUAAUAAAGAUAACAGUUUGCAGAACCAUA